Danaus plexippus (monarch butterfly) is the source of this 4960-nucleotide messenger RNA. It is a transcript of the gene br, whose product is annotated as broad-complex core protein isoforms 1/2/3/4/5. Gene Ontology annotation, cellular component: nucleus. Bases 226 to 1644 code for a protein of 472 amino acids. Lineage: Eukaryota; Metazoa; Arthropoda; Insecta; Lepidoptera; Nymphalidae. Gene Ontology annotation, molecular function: protein binding. Gene Ontology annotation, biological process: regulation of transcription by RNA polymerase II. The record is from RefSeq and is a predicted model, not a curated record. The transcript is spliced from 8 exons.
CGGCAGCGGCCGGCCAGCCCGCGAUGAGCAGAACACCUCGCGGAUGUAUUUGGCACUCACGCUAACAUGAAACUUUUCUGACACGAUCGUGGUGUGUUGUGUGUGGAUAUUAUUUUAUUUUAUUUAUAUUAGCAUUGAUUUAAUAAAACGGUCGCAGUCAGAGGGCAGCGGUAACUGUGAAAUACGAACACAUGUUUCGAAAACCUUGAAAGCAACACAUUCAACAUGGUCGACACACAGCACUUCUGCCUCCGGUGGAACAAUUACCAGAGCAGCAUCACCAGCGCCUUCGAGAAUCUUCGUGACGAUGAAGACUUCGUGGACGUCACCCUGGCCUGUGACGGGAAGAGCCUUAAAGCACACAGGGUCGUUCUAUCGGCCUGUAGCCCUUACUUUAGAGAACUUUUAAAGUCGACACCAUGCAAGCACCCAGUGAUCGUGCUGCAAGACGUGGCCUUCACGGACCUGCACGCGCUCGUGGAGUUCAUCUACCACGGCGAGGUGAACGUGCACCAGCGGAGCCUCUCCUCUUUCCUCAAGACAGCGGAGGUCCUUCGCGUCUCCGGACUGACACAGAAUGAUGACGCCCAAGGGCCGCUAGUACAGAGCAUCGCUCGCGCAGCCGCCGCGGCAGCUUCGUCCCCCCACACCCCGCCUCACCCCGCCCACACCCCUCAGAACCCUCACACUCCCAGCUACUCCGAGAAGCUAGAGGAAGCCCUGUUGCAGCCGACGAUGCGUCGUAUCUCCCUCCCCCCGCGCCGCAUAUCCCGCUCGGCUGACAACUCGCCGGACGUCAUCAAACGCGCCCGUCACGACAACAACAACGACCAGGCCCAGGUUCACGACUUCUCCACCAAGAACCAUUCGAUGAACAACACGCGCGCCCACAACGAACAAGGAAACGGGAACGGCAUCUCCAACUCCAGCUCGUCGCCGUCCCCGCGGCUGAUGGACGAAGUCAAGAACGAACCGCUCGACAUGAUCUGCCCCUCCAACCCGGACAUAGACAGAAGCACAGACGACACGCCGCCGCAUCAUCACAGACCACUUGGUGGAGGUCCGCCUUCCCGCGCCAGCUCCGCGGAGGCCGACGACCGCACUCCUCCGCCGCAGCUGCCUCCGUCGUCGUUCAUCUCCCCGGCAGACACCAAACUGUUCCCGCCUCACAACUACAACUACAGCAUGGCGCUCGCCGAUCCAUCCGCGCUGGCCGGUCUGCCGAGCCCCCUGGCCCCGGACGGCAUGGCGAGUACGUCUCAAGUGGGCCCUCUGGGGGCGGGCCACCGAUGCGAGGUGUGCGGGAAGUUGCUGUCCACGCGGCUCACUCUCAAGCGGCACACGGAACAGCAGCACCUGCAGCCGCUGCAUUCGGCGCGCUGCAGCCUCUGCCACAAGGUGUUCCGCACGCUCAACUCGCUCAACAACCACAAGAGCAUCUACCACCGGCGCCAGCGCGGGCUGCCCCAGCACGCGUCCCAGGCCGCGCCGGUUCCUCACGCGGCGCUGGCCCCGCUCGCCCCGCACGCCCCGCUGGCCCCGCAGGCUCAGCCGCAGAACCUCUCCACCGGCGUAGACUCUAAGUUGACGCCGCCGCCGCACGCCAUCGACUUCUACAAGUUCAAGGAUCAGUUCAACGUCUAAGCUGUUCCUCUACCCUAGCUCCCCCUAGCUCCCUCAGCUGCCCUAGCUCCGUUGUAUCUUAUAGUAGAUGAUUUAUAUUUUUUAUCUCUCCAAGAGAUUAUUGACAUUUUAUUGUCGCGAUUGAUUUUAUUUACAUUGAUUUUCUCUUUUAAACGUAUUCGUUGGAACUUGUCGGGCGAUGUUGUGCUCGGCGGCGGCCCUCACUCACUGAACACGGUCGUAGGUCGUAUCAGACUCCUCGACGAAUGACAUUCCACUAUGACCAGGGAGGGUGACUUUUCGUUUUAUCGUUUAUAAGUUACGUAACAUGCGCCCGCUAAGUGCAAUACUGCGGUAUGAAGAUUCCUGAAUUUUACACUAUGUUAAAUGUGUGACAAUAAGGCGAAGAGAAAAAUAUUUUGAGAAAAAAAAGAAAAAUCUUGGUGCUGUAAAUUUAUAUAUUAGGCUUAAAUUUAUAAAAUGGAACAGUGUUCGUUGUAAGUAACAAGAGAGGCAUAUUGUUUUCAACGUUGUGUUCAUUUUUCGGCGUUUUGCAAUUUUUAUUUAUUCUGUACUUUUACCUUCAUGAUCUCACACUUAGAUAUUUAUACGAGAUUACUAAAAAUCUAUUUAAAACUAAAUAAAAUUAUAUACACAAAUAUAUAAUUGGCUAAUGAGGCUUCAAAUUUAUUAUUUUAUUUAGAUGUUUUUUUUUGUUUUUUUUUUUGACUGUAAGACUGAAAGAAAGAACACAUAGCACCAAUAGACCGACAACUGGCAACUGAAGUUAACAAGAGUCCGCACUGUCAUACAGACAUACAAUAACAGGUUUCACAAUCACUAACAAUAAUAAAACACACACACAGAUGCACAACACAAGACACACACAGAACCGACUACAUCACAUCACUUACUCAUAAGUCGACUGCAACUCUUUAUUUACCCCUGCGGUCGACCAUCCGCUAACUCUGUUUACUUUCAUCUUUAUAUAUGUUACACGUUACGUUAGACGCGAGGUGCCAUGUAAGCGGCUCACGAUGGCUAUAGUAUAUAUUUAGUUUAGUCACGUCUAGUUCUAUAUCAUACCCUGUGUUCGUUUGUCGUUUCGUUUUGUUGACUUCUCCGUCGUGUAUACUGGACGGCUGUCUAUAUUUUUUAAACAUUCUCCACCACAGUUUUAGUGAACUAAUUAAGCGUUUAAUAUAACUGAAUAAUUAAUAGGUAAAUAAUAAAUCUUAAUAAUUCUCAGUGUUAAAUGUUCCUAAAUUUCAACAGUGUGAAUUUUUUUGUUAUUAAACUUUUCUGCUUGCCAUAAAUAGUCAUAAACGCUAAAUGUUUUUCUUUAGGCGACUAUUUCUUAGAUUUUUUAUCACUGUCUAGAUUCAGAAGCUGUUCGGGUCGUUCACUCCUCCCCCCCGCCCCCUUUCGUAACGAUAUACAUACAUAUAUUAGUCAAUAAUUAUUCGUAGCGACUGUAGUGCGUCGAUUCGUUUUCUCAAUAGAUGUUAUAAAAUAGAACUGGCUUUUGAACUCUAGAUGGCCACUAGAUGUACUAGUGACGUAUAAAUUGCUUUCGUUUUCUGGAUCUAGACAUGCGUGUCCUAUACAUUUUUGAUGUCGAUGUACUUUUUCUAGUUAAAUAAACAUCACUAUUUUCAGCGACUACUGUCGCCACAAUGUUAUAUUCGUUUCGAUAGCAAUAAGAGAACCUUAUGUAAGUGUAAAUGUAAACACAUAAUUUAUUGUAACAAUAUACACGUAAGUAAUUAUUAGUGCCUGCUUUACAUAAUUGUUUUUAUUCGAAAAAAAAAAGACAUAUUUUGAGUAACUUCUAAAACAUAGUUGGUAAUGUUCGCAACACUUCACCUUUAAGGUGAACGCUACUUUAAAACGAUGAGAGGCUUCCUAAGUAAAUUAAUACUAUACGUUAUAAUAUUAUGUUGUUAUUAAUAAAUGCAUAAACGCUUAGCCAUUACAAUUUGUUUAGUUGUUUAAGCUUUAUUACGAUACUUUUAACUAAUUGGAAGACUAGAGAUUUGGUGCUAAAUUGGAACGAUGUUCAUGAUAGAAAAAUUUAAGGGAAAAGGAAUAAAUGAAAUUUUAAAUUCAUUGUAAAUUCGCAACAUUCCGUGGACGUGGAAACGAAAGUGUUAAGUUUUUUUUUUUUGCAACCAAUUGCAAGUUUUUGAACUUAAGACGUAGGAUUGUUGUUUUUUGUGUAGUAACUUAGUCUUAGGUUUUUAUUGUUAAUUUGGGUUUGGGAACUAAGUUAGUUGACUACCUAGUUGUAAGAUUUAUCUGAAUUCGUAGAGAUAAUAGUAUAUACAUGUUUAAUUUACGAUUACAGGGAUGUGCUGCUAAGUACGGCAGUCAUACUCCGACUAUCGCGGAGUACACGAGACUUAAGAUCUUGUGGAUUUUAUUUAGAGAAAUUAUUCAAAAAUUAUGCCAAAAUUAAUAAGCGCUAUAGACUGAUUAGACUAAGUACGCGUUUCGAUUGUACACUAUUAGGCGUAUUAUCUAGAAUAAAAUGUACAAUUAUUUACUAAAUUGAUAAUUUUAUAAAAAAAAAUCAAAGUCAGAAGCGUGAUCCGUUUCGGUUCGGUAAAAAUCAAAAUUAUCGUGAUUCGAGGAUCUUUAUAUUUUUAUGUUCAUAGUCGCUAAGUAUUGGGGAUCUCAGAGGAUCUUAAAGGUCUGUGGGUUUAAGGGCGAAACUACACAGUGUUCUAAGGAGCAGAACACAUCCCUGUCGAAAACUACAUUAGUUAGGACCUUAGCAAGUUUAAGACUGUUUCUGUGACCUGUUUUAGUUUUUUUUGUAUCUUUCUAACAUGUUAAGAUAUGUUUCCUUACCGCACGUUGUAUCGUGACGACCUUAUUUGAUGUGUUCUUAUACUUCUUGUUGGCAUUUUUACUUAUUUUAUAAGGAAUCUAAAUUAAUUUAUUGGUUGUUGUAUUGAAAUUUUAUAUUUUUUUUUCUUCUUAAAUUAUUAUUCUACUCCUUGAAUCUUGUUUUGUUUGUAAUCGGCAUCUACGCAAUGCGGCCCAUCACUUGGCUAUUGGAGAAUGGUGCCAAAAAUUAUAAUUUUAAGUUCGUCUUCCAAACAAAGGCUAUAUUUGAUUAGGGCGAUAUAAUAUCUGUACCCCCGCCUGAAUGGGCUGCACCAAUCCAUAGUUCGUAUCCUUAAGUUUAUUAAUAAUUCAUGUCACUUUAUAUUUACAGAUAGUUAUUUUCUUACUUUUAAAUUAAACCUUGACAUAUUACUCAUAAAGUGUAAAUGUAAUCGUUAAACCGAACUUCAUAAAUCCUAAUAUUGAUGAUAAUGGCGUUUUUAAU